UCAUUCACCAUGUUGAGCUUCAGACGGCUCUUUGCCACCGCCAUUGUGCUGGUGGUGGGAUUGCUCUUCUUCGUCAAGACGGCCGAGGCUGCCAAGGGCCCCAAGAUCACCCACAAGGUCUACUUUGACAUUGAGCACGGCGACGAGAAGCUGGGCCGCAUUGUCCUGGGUUUGUACGGAAAGACUGUCCCCGAGACCGCUGAGAACUUCCGAGCUCUGGCCACUGGCGAGAAGGGCUUUGGCUACGAGGGCUCUACCUUCCACCGUGUUAUCAAGCAGUUCAUGAUCCAGGGUGGUGACUUUACCAAGGGCGACGGCACCGGUGGCAAGUCGAUCUACGGCAACAAGUUCAAGGAUGAGAACUUCAAGCUGAAGCACACCAAGAAGGGUCUCCUGUCCAUGGCCAACGCCGGACCCGACACCAACGGCUCCCAGUUCUUCAUCACCACUGUUGUUACCUCAUGGCUUGACGGCCGCCACGUCGUUUUCGGCGAAGUUCUCGAGGGCUACGACAUUGUCGAGAAGAUUGAAAACGCCCCGACUGCCGCCGGCGACCGCCCAGUAAAGACUGUCAAGAUCGCCAAGAGUGGCGAGCUGGAGGUCCCUCCCGAAGGUAUUCACGUCGAGCUCUAAAUCUUAUCUUUACAUGAGCCCCUCACUACGGAUGCGGCGGUUGCAACGGGAGUUGCCGGUACUGAAACUCUUACUGUUGGUGCUGAUGCUGACGCCGCGGGUUCUGGAGGAUUUGGAGCGCUCCGUGUGGUCAUGUAUGCAGCCGUUGGCGCUACCGUCGUCGGCCUCACUCUCCGAUACAGGAAGAAGUCUCGCUCUGUCCAUGAGAAGACCCUGGCCUGAUGUAGUGAGAUAGAUAUGAAGCAGCAUACGUAUAAAAUAAAAUGUCAAAUUUUUGGU
This is a messenger RNA of Trichoderma virens Gv29-8, 912 nucleotides long. RefSeq lists its product as uncharacterized. Gene Ontology annotation, biological process: protein peptidyl-prolyl isomerization; protein folding. The transcript is spliced from 4 exons. Gene Ontology annotation, molecular function: peptidyl-prolyl cis-trans isomerase activity. The record is from RefSeq and is a predicted model, not a curated record. Bases 10 to 633 code for a protein of 207 amino acids. Lineage: Eukaryota; Fungi; Ascomycota; Sordariomycetes; Hypocreales; Hypocreaceae. Gene Ontology annotation, cellular component: endoplasmic reticulum; fungal-type vacuole.